Molecule: messenger RNA, 422 nt
Organism: Mya arenaria
Lineage: Eukaryota; Metazoa; Mollusca; Bivalvia; Myida; Myidae
Exons: 4
Coding region: 1-369 (122 amino acids)
Source: RefSeq, a predicted model, not a curated record
AUGUUUCGGGAAAUUGUUUUCUGUGCAUUGGUGUUCUGCGGCGUUCAGAAAUCUGAAUCGGCUUUAACUGUUUGGUCCGGUGACGGCACACUAACUGGGGCCGAUGGAACAAUAACACUUACUGCACCGUUGCCCGAGGACUCAGCUGCAGGAACAACAGUUGUUUCACUUACAGCGGCCAGUGAUGGCACCGCAAUCUCAGGAUACACGGUCACCGGAACUCCAAGUGUGGUGACAUUAGCCGACGUUACUAGCCACAGAUGGCACUUUAACCGGAACUGCUACUGUUUCAGUGCAAAUUGGAGAUGUCGGCCCUUUUACAACAACAACAAAAGAGCUAUGCGUAGAGGAUGGUUUAGGUCCAGGUAAAUCGGUUGGUGACAUUUCUGCUACCGGUGUCAACACUUACGCGACAACUGGUA